Gossypium raimondii (Peruvian cotton) is the source of this 3225-nucleotide messenger RNA. RefSeq lists its product as uncharacterized. The transcript has 4 exons. The record is from RefSeq and is a predicted model, not a curated record. NCBI's taxonomy places the organism in Eukaryota, Viridiplantae, Streptophyta, Magnoliopsida, Malvales, Malvaceae. Bases 518 to 2890 code for a protein of 790 amino acids.
CUGAAGCCUUUCUUUCAGCGUUUUUCUUCUCAAAGGCUCUCUUCUUCACUAUUAAUCUCAUUAUCUCUCGCUCUUUUCACUCUCAUACAUUUUGCCAAAUAAAAAAAAAAGCCCGUAAAAAUCUUUGACCAAAAAUGGAUAAAAAGUGAACAUGCACACGGAAAUCUUUCAAGAAAAGCCCAGAAAAACUGAAAUUUAUUUAAGGAAAGUGAGAAAGGAACCAAAAAGUAAUCUUCAAAUCAGAAUAAGAGAAAAAUAAUUUUCCCCAGAUCUUUUUUAUUCUUUUGGUUGUUUAAACUGCGUUUGUCUUUCACUACACUUAGAUCCUUUUUCGUUCAUAAACCCCUUCAAGCUUAGGGUUUCGAGGGCGUAUACAUUUGUUCAAGCAAUCGAUUAUUUUGGCUGUUUUAGAGUAUAGGGUCUGCUUCAAAACGGAAUUUAAGGAUUGAAUUUGAAAGAUCGGAUUUUUUUUGUACCAUUUAUUUUCUUUGGAGGAUUUUGCUGGAGGGGGUUUCUGAUGGGGAGCCCCGAUGAGCCCAACAUAAAGGGCAUUGAUGCGUCGGUGGGUGGCUUGGUUUGGGUCCGACGCAGGAACGGUUCUUGGUGGCCGGGUCGGAUUAUGGGCCUUGACGAGCUCUCCGAGGGUUGUUUGGUUUCUCCAAGAUCCGGUACCCCUGUUAAGCUUCUUGGUCGUGAAGAUGCAAGCGUGGACUGGUAUAAUCUUGAAAAGUCCAAGAGGGUGAAGGCCUUCCGUUGUGGAGAAUAUAAUGAAUGUAUUGAGAAAGCAAAGGCUUCAGCAGCAAAUUCUAGCAAGAAAGCAGUGAAAUAUGCUCGAAGAGAAGAUGCUAUUCUUCACGCUCUAGAGAUUGAGAGUUCACGUUUAGGGAAGGAUCAUCCAGGUUAUUUCUCUAGAAAAGAUAAUUCUGGUGCUGACCAGGGUAGUUUGGCCAGAGAAUCACCGACAACCAUGUCACAUUCUGGGAAAGAAAAUGAGGAUACGUCUGAUGAAAUGAGUGAAUCUGAGGAUAACUCAGAUUCAGCUCCAGAAUUAUCACAGUCUGGCAUAUCCUUUGAAGAGCCUAAUCACAUUAAUGGUACUAAGGGGCACUCUAAGCUGAUCAAGAGAAGAAAAACCCCGAAUGAUUCUGAGGAUGAUGGAUCUGAAAGAAUCAAGCGCAUGAGAGGACUUGAGGAUCUAGGUAUGGGUGUAGGACCAAAAAGAAAAUCACAGGCUGCAGGGGCACCCGAGCUAGUUCAACAAGAUAAUGGUUCAUUCUACGGACCAAAUUCUGGAAAUUGCUUGUCUAAUGGAGGUCCAAUGAAUGGUAGCAGAAAUCAUUCAUCAUCACUGAAAAGAAAGAGAUCUCAAGUGGCAAAUGUUCAUGAAUUCCUGAAAAGGAAAAACCGUCGCCGACCAUUAACCAAGGUUUUGGAGAGUACAGCUGUUGUGUCAGUUCCAGUUUGUGAUGAAAUUCCAAGCUCAAGUGGUUCACCCCUUAGGGGACUUUCUGACAGCAAGGUUUCUGGAAUUGAUUCUAAUGAAUCACCCAAAAGUGCACCUGCAGCAAUUAACAACGACAACAACAAUAGUAACAACUCAGAUAGUACUGGAGUUUCAUGCGAGAAUGGCAUCUCCUUAAAUGCUGCUGAACAUGCUGCUGAUGCUGAUGUUGAUGCAUCUUUAACUAAUAAUAAGACAAAAGAGAGAGAAAUUUCCAGCACACCGGGGUUAGCUGAGAAUGAAUCUUCUAGCAGGCUAUUUGAUGUGCCAUUUGUUGGAGAAGAUAAACCAUCUGCAGAUUUCUCUCCAAUAUUUGUAUCUUGUUCAUCUGAGAUGCCUGAAGUUGGUGAUUUGGGGAAGCAGGCUGAAAUUGAGGGACGUAAUGAGUCUGUCUGUACCAGAUCAGUGGAUGUUUAUACAACUAGUAUUAGCCAGAGGAUAGAGAAAGGAACUGCAGAGUGGCAGUUGAAAGGAAAGAGGAAAUCUAGACAAAUAAGUAAAAAUCAAAUACACGACUCAAGAAAAUAUCUAAUCGCAGAUGAUGAACCAAAUGCUUCUGUGGCAGGUAUAGAGCGUUUGAAUGGAUUGUCUCAGGGUUCCUAUCAAAAAGUUGAUUGCAAUGGUGGUGGUGGUGGAUCAGUUGCUCCAUACACUUGCAGCUUGCAAUCCAAGUCCAAGUCAGCUGUUCAAGUGCAGCUUGAUGGUUUGCAGGACUUGAAGUCUAUGCCCCAGGAGCCUCGUGUGAGAGGGGAAAUAGCAGAAGCAAAAAUACUACCUGAUGAUUUGCUGAGCCCUCAAAGGUCACUUCCAUACCGUCAGUCUCGUUAUACUGUUCACUCCAGAUAUCAGAUGACGGAUUUUCCAGGAAAACCUUAUUCUGUGGAUUCAUCACUAUACAAUGUUAAGAUUGAGGUGAAAGCUAAGUACCGGCCACAGCAUGUUCCAUUAGUUUCCCUCAUGAGUAAGCUGAAUGGAAAAGCCAUAAUUGGUCACCCUCUAAUGGUUAAAGUUUUGAGUGAUGAUCACUAUGGCAAUCUGACUUGUGAAGCCUCUAUUAAGGGCACGGAAAAGUCUGAAAUUGGUCAUUUAGUAAAGAGAAAGUCAGGAGGUGGACGAGUUCCUAGAAAGCAUAUGAAACUGCAAUCACAUUUCCCGCCACGUAAAUCAACAAAAGCAAAGAAAUCUGGACUAUUGUCUAAGAAGACUCGGAAGCUGUCUUCAUUGACUGGUCAGAAGAUAGGUGUAGGUGACAGGAAACCGGUAACAGGGAAGCCCAAGGGUCCUGUAAUAGCUUGUGUUCCUAUAAAGUUAGUAUUCAGUAGGAUAAAUGAAGCAGUUAACGGCUCAGCACGGCUAACACACCGGCCUUUAACAUCUCGCAAUCCAUGAGUAGGUGGUGAUCCAUCGUGUUGUGAAAGUGGUGGCUGAUUCAUUUUAAAACUAUUGCUGCAGCUUGCUUGCAUUCAUUCUCUCCACAGGUAAAACAGACCCCGUUGUACAAUUGAAAAAUUGCAUUGAAUUUGUUGUAGAAAAAGGAAAACUGGUAGGAGUAUGAAUGAAGGACGAUAAAGAUCAAGAAGGCUUUCCUGGCUUUGUAUAUAUGAAAAAUGUAACAUGAGUUUGGGUGUAAAGGAGGUAAUAUCCAUGACCUGAUAUUGGUUUGUUUUUUUCCUUUAAUUUUAAUUCAUAAAUUUCAGGUUGAUUAGGGGCCUACUAACCUAAAA